AUGGAGUCCAGCGAAACCCACAAGUCGUCGCAAGAGCCGCGAAAAGUGCUGCGGACACCAAGAAAGCUCCCUGUGACAGACAGCAAGGGCGUCUUGAAGCAAGCAAUCUUCGCUCGCGGAGGGGAGAAGUUGCAAGAGGAGAUAGAGCUACAGGAAGAACAGCAGCGACGGGACGACGAGCAACGUGCGUUUAGCGAGAUGCUAGCGCGCAAUAACGAAGAUUAG
Letharia columbiana is the source of this 225-nucleotide messenger RNA. RefSeq lists its product as uncharacterized. The record is from RefSeq and is a predicted model, not a curated record. Lineage: Eukaryota; Fungi; Ascomycota; Lecanoromycetes; Lecanorales; Parmeliaceae. The coding region runs from base 1 to 225 and encodes 74 amino acids. The transcript has 2 exons.